Molecule: messenger RNA, 934 nt
Organism: Hemibagrus wyckioides
Lineage: Eukaryota; Metazoa; Chordata; Actinopteri; Siluriformes; Bagridae
Product: C-C motif chemokine 23-like
Exons: 7
Coding region: 46-702 (218 amino acids)
Biological process (GO): lymphocyte chemotaxis; immune response; monocyte chemotaxis
Cellular component (GO): extracellular region
Molecular function (GO): chemokine activity; CCR chemokine receptor binding
Source: RefSeq, a predicted model, not a curated record
AGACCACUUCCAUCAUCAUCCUCUUCAUCACCAUCAUCAGCAGUCAUGUUCUCUCGUUCUCUCCUGCUGGUUCUGCUGGUUCUUGCCUGCCUUCAGUCCAUCACGACGGCUGAGAGUGAAAAUGGACCGACUCAGUGCUGUGUCAGAUUUCAGGCAAAGCAAAUCCCUGUGAGAGUCAUAACUGCGUAUCACAAAACAGAGCUUCAGUGUCCAAAACCUGGAGUCAUCUUUACCCUGAAGAACGGUCAUCAGCUGUGUGCAGAUCCCGAGGUUCAGUGGGUGAAGAAUCUCAUGGACAAAAUUGAUAUAAAACAAAAUAAAAGCACCGCCUGCUGGUCAAAGCUGUUAAUGCAGAAGGCCACAUCAGGAAAUGAAGAGAGUCUGGCAUCAUCACCAUCAGCAGUCAUGAUCUCCUGUUUUCUCCUGCUGGUUCUCACCUGUCUUCAGUCUUUCACAAUGGCCAACAAUGCGAGAGGACCAGAAGAAUGCUGUUUCACAUUUGCCAAGUAUCCAAUCCCUGUAGCAGUCAUUAAAGAUUACCGAGAAACAAGAUAUGACUGUACAUAUCCUGGAGUCAUUUUUUCCUUCUUUAAUGGUCGCAGGGUGUGUGCCAACCCCAGCUUGGCCUGGGUGAAACGAACCAUGAAAAAAAUCGAACGGCGUUUGUAUGAAAACUCAACUCGACCAGCGACUACUUUGUAAUUUAUUUUCUACGAAACACCUUUUACCAAUAGCUUGUUGCUUCGCCCAAUAGGUAUAAAGAUCAUCUUUAAUCAUCAACUUAAUCGAUGCAUAAUUGAUUUUGGUGUUAUAUUAUUGCUUUGAAAUGCCGGCUGUGGGCUUGAAUUCAUUUUCUAUUUUGCGACUUCAGUUGUAUUACUGGUUAUCGCAACGCUUCUGAUAAAUAAAUUCACAUUUUUGAAGAAAACAUUGU